AUGAAGUCCACGCUGAAGCAGGGAUGCGAUGAUGACGCCCUAGAAGAAGAGCCGGCGAUCAACGUCGAUUACCUUUCGCACGCAUGGAUAGAAGAGGAUAUUUGGGCGACAAGGAGGUAUUUGCUUAAGGAGAAAAGUGCCCUGAAGAACGGCAUCCGGCUUGAGAAUGCGCUAUGGAGGACAUGGACGAAGCACCAACAGCAGCUGAACACUUUGUCACCUGAAAGUGUGAGUUGGGCGAAGGACAACGACAUUACCUGGCUCUAUGGUCCAUGGAAGCCCAUUGAGCCGUCGCUUGUGCAAACAACCUACCAAAGCUCACAGUUAUCAUCGUCCAUCAGAUCAGUGCUGAAGCGGCGGACACUGCUGUCGUUCACAUCCUGCAUUCAACUAAUCCCGAACCGCUCGCUAAAUGAACCACUUGUCCUUGAAAACGAUAUUCUCAAGCUUGGUGGCGCUCGAGCAUGGCUCAGAUUGUUAUCAUGCGUAGGUGCGUCCGCAGCCCGCCACACAAACGAGUGGUUCAGGCGUAUCUGGCCCCCGCUUCCGUCAACGAACCGCACAAAGGUUCACUUUGACCUGUAG
Messenger RNA from Penicillium lagena, 585 nucleotides. Its product is annotated as GATA-like domain-containing protein. The record is from RefSeq and is a predicted model, not a curated record. Bases 1 to 585 code for a protein of 194 amino acids. NCBI's taxonomy places the organism in Eukaryota, Fungi, Ascomycota, Eurotiomycetes, Eurotiales, Aspergillaceae. The transcript is spliced from 2 exons. Gene Ontology annotation, biological process: protein catabolic process in the vacuole; cellular response to glucose starvation.